Messenger RNA from Gadus morhua (Atlantic cod), 3087 nucleotides. RefSeq names its product Ras association domain family member 9 (gene rassf9). Gene Ontology annotation, biological process: signal transduction. The record is from RefSeq and is a predicted model, not a curated record. The coding region runs from base 798 to 2216 and encodes 472 amino acids. NCBI's taxonomy places the organism in Eukaryota, Metazoa, Chordata, Actinopteri, Gadiformes, Gadidae. The transcript has 2 exons.
CUUACAGGCUUCGCAUGUGAAGCCUACGUGGUUAUAGUGUUAGUUAUACUGAAAUAGUUUCUUUGCAAAGAAAUACAGAGACUAGACAUGAACUUUCAUGCUGCUGUCGGUGAUGUUGUCUGAACGUCAUCAUUAUCCUAUAGCGCGUUAGUCCACCUCGUACAUCGAUGUGAACCACCCGGCCUGUUUUGCGGCAGUAGAAUAACAGUUUGAAGUCUCGGCUUCCUUCACGGAGCAGAGUUGGGUCGACCUCGUAAAUCACAGCCUUAACGCCACCCUCAUUUGGGAUGGGCGGGUUCGGCAGAGCAGCAGCGACCUGACAGAGCCCUCCUCACACGGGACAGAGCCAGCCCUAAGACGGGACAGCCUCAGCCCUCCCCAGACGGGACAGCCUCAGCCCACCUCAGACGGGACAGAGCCAGCCCUCCCCAGACGGGACAGCCUCAGCCAUCCUCAGACGGGACAGAGCUCUCCUCAGACGGGACAGAGCCAGCCCCCCCUAGUCGGGACUAGGGUUGAGCACCGAAACUCGGUUCCAGUAGGGCACCGGUUCCGACGUAAACGGUUGUAGCGAGAUCGAAUAAGAACGCAAAUUUCGGUUCCUCAGACUCGGGACAGAGCCAGCCCUCAUACGGGUCAGAGCCCUCCCCAGGCGGGACAGCCUCAGCCUUCAGACGGGACAGCCUCAGCACUCCUCAGAGGGGACAGAGCCAGCCCUCCCCAGCAGACCUCCGCCCUGACCCGCCAUGCAGGGAGUUUAACUCGGCCUCGGAUUUUACUCUGCUGACCUGAGAGACAUGGCUCCGUUUGGAAAAGGUUUCCUCAAAGCGCGCCUCAAAAACAACAGGACAAAGGAGAGGGAGGCCACCGCCGCGGGGAAGGAGAUUCAGAUUACCGUGUGUGGCCAGGAGAAAGUGGUCUGCGGCGUCACCAAGCACACCACAUGCGCCGACAUGGUGCAGGCCCUGCUGGAGGACCACAGGGGGGCCCCUGAGGGCAAACAGGGCUCCCCUGAGGGCCAGAGGGCCCCGCCCGGGGGGCUCCGCGGCGAGGCCCAGGACUUCUGCCUGGUGGAGCGCUGGAAGGGCCUGGAGCGCGCCCUGCCGCCCCUCACGCGCAUCCUGCGGCUGUGGAGCGCCUGGGGGGACCAGAAGCCCCUCAUCCACUUCCACCUGGUCCGGGUCAGCGACUUCGUGGCUCGGAGCAGCCGGAAGGGCCCGCCCGAGGGGCCCCGGCCCCCGGGGGCCCGGCCCAAGAGGGCGGAGCGGGGCGGGGGCCCCCAGCCGCUGGGCGAGGAGCGGCAGAAGCGCAUGGUGAAGAAGGCCUUCCGCAAGCUGGAGAAGCUUCACAGGACCCCCCCCGCAGCCCCCCCCGGGGCGGCGGAGGUGGACCGCAUGGUCCAGCUCAUCCUGGCCCAGGACCACACGCUCCGGGAGCAGGACCGGCAGCUCAGGGACCUGGACCUGGACCUGCGGCGGACCGAGCUGUGCUCGCGGGGCGCGGGGGCCCCGGGGGCCCCAGAGGCCCCUGAGGCGGGGGUCCCUCAGACCCCGGAGGAGGAGGAGGAGCUCCAGCGGUACCUGCGCUGCGCUGAGGACGGGCUGGACCAGCUGGGGCUGCAGGUCCGGAGGCACCAGGACCUCAUCCUGCAGCUGUCCCGGGACAUCGACCUGGAGCUGGCCGCCGCCGCCGCCGGGGGCCCGGCGGUGUGGCCCCCGGGCCCCCAGGAGGAAGUGGCGGCGGCGGCGGUGGCGGGCCCCGGGGUCUCGGAGGCGGAGGCGGAGGCGGACGCGGCGUUCUACGCGGCGGAGCUGGAGGCGGUGCGGGGCGAGCUGCAGCGCAGCCUGCUGGAGGGCGUGGCCCUGCACCGCGAGGGCUCCCAGCUGGACCACGCCCUCCGGCUGCACCAGGACGCCACCGCCGCCCGGGACCAGGAGGCCUGGCAGCUGGCGGCCCAGCUCGGCUCCCUGCAGCUGGGGAGCGGGGGGGAGGAGGCCGGGGGGCCUGGCCCCGACCCGGGGGCGGGACCCGGUCCGGGACCCGCUCAGAGCUCUGUGCGCUGCUCCGUUGCCCCGGCGACCGUGAGGCUGAAACACGGCGGGGGUCCGACGGACAUCACGGACACGGACUCGGACACAGGGAUAAGCUCCACCCACAGCCAGGAUUCGCUCUCCCCCGGCCUUGAGGCCCUGCCCCCCGUCGACACCGACGUCUGAACUUGCCAAUCAGACGGCCAGACAUUCUCACUGACGUUCCUGAGAGCUGGAAUCUCUACAUUCUGUCAGGUUGGGGCCAGAUAGUUAGGGGCCGAAUAGUUAAGGGCCCGAUAGUUAAGGCCAGAUAGUUAGGGGCCGGAUAGCUAAGGGCCCCCUAGUUAGGGGCAGAUAGUUAGGGGCCGGAUAGCUGGUUAGUUGUUAGUUAGCAGAGUGUGUGUUUGUGUGUCUGACUCCCAGCCAAAAGCUUCUGGUUUAAACCCAUCCUUACAUGACCUGCUCCUCAAAGACACAGACCCUCGUACUGCAGGUGGCUUUGGGACACCAGCUAAAUGCUGAAGGCUAAAGGCUAGCUGGUAGCAGCUAGUAUCACAGUCGCCCCUCGGAGUCUGAGAGCCGUACUGCUGGUGUGUUGGACCUCUCUCAACAUCUGGAUUUAUGUCCUUUGUAACAUAAAGCGGUAGUGAUGGAUCAAUGUUUUAUGUUAAAACAAACAAAUUCGUAGAACUGAGCGAUGUCUUACAUUUAUUUUGCUACGCCGAACCACAACAAUGUACAUAAGCUGUAUUAUAACUGAACAUGAAAUUUUUCUAAAAGUACAGUUUUAGGAGGUUUUUUUAAAAGCACCUGGAAUAAAGCAAUAUAUUUAUUUUUUUAGAGAUGGUAGAACAAAUUUGAUUUUACAGAUAUGUUUAAAUAAAAAGACAUUGUAUGUUAUCAUUGGUGAACAUUUAGAAAUGUUGAAUCUUAUUUUCUGUUUAUUGACUAGCCUUCUGGUUCCUGUGUGUGUAACACCUCGACAAUUUUAAGGUCUCAGAAAGCUACAAAAGUAAAUUAUGCCUAAGCAAAAAUAAAAUCUAUUUCUAUUCAUGAC